AGUUGCAACCCGCCAUUAAACCAGAAAGAAGACUACUGAAAAGAUAAUAAGGAGGAGGUGUAAGACAGGCUAGCUAGGUGUAGUUUAUACUUGGUUAUGUAUCUGGAAAUAGAUGAAUAAAUGGAGACCAAAAUGUUCGGCGGGCUUCCGGAGCUGGGGAUCUCGAACGGCGAGGACCUUAAAGAGACUCUCACCAACUGCACAGAGCCACUGAAAGCUAUUGACCAGUUCCAGAUGGAAAAUGGCAUCCUUUUGCCAACUCUUCAGUCAGCUCUUCCUUUCCUGGACUUACACGGAACACCCCGACUGGAGUUCCACCAGUCUGUCUUUGAUGAGCUUCGGGAAAAGUUAAUGGAGAGAGUAGCGACCAUCGCUGAGGGCAAGGAGGACGACAGAUAUGGCAAGCUGGAAGAGUUGCUGGAGAAAAGCUUUCCGUUGGUCAAAAUGCCGUCCAUUCAACCAGUGGUGAUGCAGGUGCUGAAACAUUUACCCAAGGUGCCUGAGAAGAAACUGAAGCUGGUGAUGGCGGACAAGGAGCUGUACAAGGUGUGCGCCGUGGAGGUGAAAAGGCAGAUCUGGCAGGACAACCAGGCUCUAUUCGGCGAUGAGGUGUCGCCACUCCUGAAGCAGUACAUCGUGGACAAAGAAGCGGCUCUGUUCAGCAGCGACCUCUCCAUUCUGCACAACUUCUUCAGCCCGUCUCCGAAAAUGCGCCGCCAAGGGGAGGUGGUCCUGAAGCUGACCCAGAUGAUAGGGAAGAACGUCAAGCUGUACGACAUGGUGUUGCAGUUUUUGCGAACGCUGUUCCUGCGGACGAGGAACGUUCACUACUGCACUCUCAGAGCAGAGUUGCUCAUGUCUCUUCACGACCUGGACAUCAGUGAGAUCUGUUCUGUGGACCCCUGCCACAAGUUCACAUGGUGUUUAGAUGCCUGCAUCAGAGAGAAGUUCGUGGACGGCAAGCGGGCCAGAGAGCUGCAGGGUUUCCUCGACGGCGUCAAGAAAGGACAAGAGCAAGUUCUCGGGGACCUGUCCAUGAUCCUUUGCGAUCCGUUUGCUUCCAACACGCUGGUGCUGAGCAUCAUGAGGAACCUGCAAGAGCUUCUGAGCCAGGAUGCUUUACCCAGGGACAGUCCUGAUCUGAUGCUGCUUCUGAGGAUGCUGUCACUCGGUCAAGGAGCAUGGGAUAUGAUUGACAGCCAAGUGUUCAAAGAACCUCGUCUGGAUUUGGAGUUGAUGACUCGCUUCCUACCCGCCAUGAUGUCGGUGGUUGUGGACGACCACACGUUUAGUGUGGAGCAGAAGCUUCCCAGCGAUGAGAAGAGCUCGCUCUCCUAUCCCAGCACCUUGCCAGAUGCCUUCAUGAGGUACCUGCAGGAGAACCGGGUGGCGUGUGAAAUGGGCCUCUAUUAUGUUCUUCACAUCGCCAAGCUGAGGAACAAGAACGCCUUCCAGAGGUUGCUACCUGCCCUGGUGGACACGUACAAUGACAUGGCCUUCGGGGACAUUUUCCUGCACCUACUGACCGGACACCUCACUCUGCUCUCCGAUGAGUUCGGAGGGGAAGAAUUCUGUUCCGUCGUCUUUGAUGGCUUCCUCCUGACUUCCUUUUCCAGUAAGGAGAACGUCCACAGACACACCCUCCGCAUGCUGCUGCAUCUCCACCACAAAGUCUCGCCAUCAUGCAUGGAAACCUUGAUGAAAACUCUGGAACCUCCGAAGCAGAGCAGCGAGCCCGUGAAGGAGCUCCACAGCCAGCUGGCGGAGAAGCUGGAGGCGCAGAAGAAGAGUCCUCCCGCGCCGGAGGAAGCUCCGUCCCUGGAUCUCAGCCUGCAUCCCGUCAACGUGCCCACCACAGCUUCCACCCCGACUAAAACCCUUUGAGACACGAGCUACAACGGCUAAGCUAAUUCUGCAGCUUCUUGUCACUUGGCUGUGUUUUUAUUCCACACCUUUUGUAUACGUGUGUAGUACACACAGUCCUUGUACUAUGACAAAUACAUAGUAGUUUUUUUUUCGGUUUUGACUUUGGAAAACAGUGAUGGACAUUUUUUCCUUUUUUUUGAGUAAACAUCAUGUUGACAUGGUCCAUCCUGGACUUAACUGAUGAAUCAAAACGGUACCCUUCGGAUCAACGGACAAAGAAACUACUUCCUGUAUCUCCUUCCUUUGUGACACCCUUUCGUCUUUUUAUACUGUAUUUUAUAUGUAUACAUCAUGUGUACAGUCUGACUGACUUACAGGGAGGGGGGGGUGGUUUUGUGGAAUGUUUGUCACACUUUCAGAUCGUCAAACUAAUUAAAAUAUCAGCCAAUGACAACACAGCCGAACACAAAAUAAAUAUAGUAUUUUGUGUUAGCUGCUACGAUAACAAUAUUGCUGUAGCUUGUUUAAUAUACAAGUCAGUUACGUAAAUGGAACACUGUUAGCAUUUUUUUUUGUGGGGGCUAAAGCAUCAAAAUAUGUAUUUCUCAUGACGUCCGUUGUUAACUAGCUCAUAUUAACUAUUUUUCUCACACUAUAAUGCACAGAAAAGGGAAGUAAGUCCGUGUUUUCUCCCUUAAAGGAGACCCAUUAUGCUAAUUCUUCCACCAUUUAUAUUGAGCUAUGGUCUCCUAUAGAGCCGCUACACACAAUAACCCACACAUGCCCACUCUGCCGUGAUUGGUCACACACCCAAAGUGAUUCCUAACUAUGAACCAUAUAAGGAAGUCCGUCUCUCUGUGACAUCACAAACGGGCAGUUUUACCACGCCUUCUGAAACCGAGCGUUUUGAGCCAUCAAAACUUCUUUCAGAACUCGCUUCCAAAUGUGCAAACCUCAUUAUCGGAAACUUUGGCAUCGCUAACACGAGAAUACAACAAUACAUUUAUAGGUUAGAAAAGUGGAAAAAAGCAUAAUAGGUCCCUUUUUCAUGAAAAGUUUCAUUUAAAAACUGCAUUUUGUGUUAUUGACUAAUAUUUAAAUUAGUUUGAUCUCAAGUGUAACAAACAUGCAAAAAUAGAACAAAUUAGGAAAGACACAAAUACUUAUCCACACCACUGUAUAUGUUAAUGUGGAAUUAAUGUAUAAGUUCCCACUUGGACUCAACUCCAGGAAGACCGAGGACCUCCUGUAUGUGAAAGCCAACUCAUUGGGUGGCUUUUGUGUUUUCUUCCAGUGGAGUCAGUGGUGCAAGACGUAUGAAAAUCAGUGACUGGAAAAAAUUCUCAAUGGUCAAAAAAGUUGUGGUUAGAAGUAAAAGUAUUACCUUAACUCUGA
This is a messenger RNA of Doryrhamphus excisus (bluestripe pipefish), 3261 nucleotides long. RefSeq names its product negative elongation factor complex member B (gene nelfb). NCBI's taxonomy places the organism in Eukaryota, Metazoa, Chordata, Actinopteri, Syngnathiformes, Syngnathidae. The record is from RefSeq and is a predicted model, not a curated record. Gene Ontology annotation, cellular component: NELF complex; nucleus. Gene Ontology annotation, biological process: negative regulation of transcription elongation by RNA polymerase II.